CCUGUCCCCUCUCUAUUGGUCUAGCCCUCCAAGCUGAUUGUCUGGGCUGGUCCUGAUAGUUGUCCACCUUCCAGAGCCUCUCAGGAGUAGCCAUGAAGUCCCUAGUCCUGCUCCUUUGUUUAGCUCAGCUCUGGGGCUGCCAAUCUGCUCCCCAGGGGACAGGGCUGGGUUUUAGAGAAGUGCCUUGUGAUGACCAAGAAGCAGAGCAAGUAGCUUUGAUGGCCGUGGACUACCUCAAUCAGCAUCUUCUUCAUGGAUUCAAGCACACCCUGAAUCAGAUUGACAAAGCCAAGGUGUGGUCUCGGCGGCCCUUUGGAGAGGUGUAUGAGUUGGAAGUAGACACGCUGGAGACCACCUGCCAUGCUCUGGACCCCACCCCCCUGGCAAACUGUUCUGUGAGGCAGCUGGCCCAGCAUGCGGUGGAGGGAGAUUGUGACUUCCACGUUCUGAAACAAGAUGGCCAGUUCACUGUGAUGUACAGCAAGUGUCAUUCCACCCCAGACUCUGAAGAGGAUGUGCGUAACGUGUGUCCAUAUUGUCCACUCCUGGCCGAGGUCAAUAACAGCAGAGUGGUGCAUGCUGCCAACGCUGCCCUGGCUGCCUUCAAUGCGCAGAAUAAUGGAACCUAUUUUAAACUGGUGGAGAUUUCCCGGGGUCAAAAUGUGGAUGUCCCACCUUCUACUCUUGUGGAGUUUUUAGUAGCUGCCACUGACUGUACCACUCAAGAGGCCACAGAUCCAGCCAAAUGCAACCUCUUGGCAAAGAAGCAAUAUAGCUUCUGCAAAGCGACUCUCCACCAGAACCUUGGUGGGGAAGACGUUUCAGUGGCCUGCACAACAUUCCAAACACAGCCCCAGCCACAGAGUGUCAACACAGCAGAUCCUGCACCUACAGUGGCCCAGGCUGUGCCUGCAACCCCACCGGUUGGCUUACCCGCAUCCUUGAUGGUAGGAUCGGUGGCUGUUCCUCCAGCCCACAGAACACACUAUGACCUGCGCCACACCUCUUUACCUGCGGUCUCUGUGGAAUCAGCCUCAGGAGAAGCUCUUGGCCCACCGCGUGUGGUCCACCCUAGUGGUGCUGGCACUGGUGCUGCUGCUCCGGCGGCCCGCCUGUGCCCGGGGAGGAUCAGAUACUUCAAAGUCUAGGCUAGACUCAAUGAAAUAAAGUUUUGGCAGAGAGGGCAUGACCCCUAUUGCAUCCAAGAUUGGAGAUGAAGCUGGGGAGCUUGUCCGCUGACAAAACAAGUACCACAUUGCAGCUUGAAUUCCAGUUCUUUUCAUUCCUCGGAGAACAGGGGCAGAGAGGUGGUGACCGUAUUUGAUGACAGGCGUAAAGCCAGCAGCAGCACUGCCACUGUUGUGCCUUCUCACUGACCUCAUUAAAAAAAAAAAAAAAAUGCAACUGUGACUUUCAAAGGUGCUCUUGUUAAUCUUAUAUCUACCCAUAAAUAAAAGUGCCCAGAGGAGCUUUCUUACCUAAGAAGGUUCUGAGUGCAAAUGUG
This is a messenger RNA of Acomys russatus (golden spiny mouse), 1504 nucleotides long. RefSeq names its product alpha 2-HS glycoprotein (gene Ahsg). The record is from RefSeq and is a predicted model, not a curated record. The transcript is spliced from 7 exons. Lineage: Eukaryota; Metazoa; Chordata; Mammalia; Rodentia; Muridae. Gene Ontology annotation, biological process: negative regulation of endopeptidase activity. The coding region runs from base 93 to 1148 and encodes 351 amino acids. Gene Ontology annotation, cellular component: extracellular matrix; extracellular region; blood microparticle. Gene Ontology annotation, molecular function: cysteine-type endopeptidase inhibitor activity.